Molecule: messenger RNA, 1476 nt
Organism: Galleria mellonella (greater wax moth)
Lineage: Eukaryota; Metazoa; Arthropoda; Insecta; Lepidoptera; Pyralidae
Exons: 3
Coding region: 241-1341 (366 amino acids)
Source: RefSeq, a predicted model, not a curated record
CUUGACUUCGUUUCCGAGAUUUAUCUUUGACCAUGUAGUAGCCUCGCUACGCUGCAACCCUUCGCACAAGCAUUCAGAGGGUAGGAAUAAAAACAUAAUAAUGACAUUGCUGUCACUCUCCUAUGCCGACACAUUCCGACCCAGCCUCAUUCUUGUCCGUGCGCUCGCGCCGACUGCACAAGCUUAUAAAUAUAUAAACUAAAAAAAAAAAAAAAAAAAUAAUUAAAAAAAAAAAAAAAAAUGCCUAAACGCAAACGCGAAGAAUCGAAAGAGGAACGUUGGUCAAGAAAAAUGAAGAAAUAUGAAGCGAAGCUUCUUAAAACACAGUGUCGUAAUACUAAGCGUAUUGUUUACUCCAGCGAUGAAGAUGAUGUACAUAUCGAAGAACAUCCGGUACCUGGAGAAACUGAAUUGUUUAAUGUGGGUAAUAUUUCAAGCGAACAGCAAGAAAUUUUCUCGGAUCUUGACUCGUACCAAGACCUUCCUCCUAAGGAAGUACCCUUAACUGUAACUGAGAAUAAUGAGGAAGUCGCAGAAUGCAUUGACUCGGAAUUAUUACAAGCCUUAGGAGAAAAUGAAUCGGAAAUUACUGAAUAUGGUGAUGAAAUAUAUAAAGAUAUAGCAACAAGGUUCCAAAAAAUUUUAAUAGAGGGCUUAAGAAAGGAAAAUAGAGAAGAACUUAUAAAGAAAUAUCUGUUUCCUAAAAAUUUACCGUUCUUAAAGGCACCCACUCUAAACCCAGAGGUCCAUGCUAUGCUUCCUGAGCCUUGCCGUCUCCGCGAUAAACGUUUGAUUUGUAAACAAGAUCAGCUCGGACGUGCACUAUCAGCCUUAGGAAAGGCCAUGACGGCUCUUUUAAAGAAAGACCCUGUUAUAUCCGAAGUUAUUCGCAUAUUGAGCGAUACGGGAAAACUUAUCGCAGACUCCCACUACGCAGAAACAGACACCCGUCGGUCAGUCAUCAUUCCAUUAGUAGACAAAUCUUUGGCCGAUACUUUUAAAAACCGGAAGAGAGAUACUUUCUUAUUCGGAGAGAGUUUAUCUGAAGUAGUGAAGGAAUCUCGAGGAAUUAAGAAGACUAGUCAAUUAAUUCAAGCUACAGCCUCUUCUUCCAGCUCUGGUUUAAACUUCAGGGGCCCAUCGGCUCGACCACGUCAGUGCGCCAGUCAAACCAACUCGCAACAACGAGCCGGUGGGCACAAAACUUCAUAUGCGAAUCGGCGACGUGUAGUCGCCGCACCGGCGCCACACAGUCGCCGUCCGCAACCACCGCCGCCGCCGCCAGCGCGGCGCCAACCAGUCUACAAGCCGCGACCAGCAGCCGAUCGGUCGCGGAAUUAAAUACAGAAUCUCAGUUCAGUUCACCCGCUACAUGGUCAACUUUUCUUGGUAGCGAGCGUGUUAUCCGGGAAGGAUUUUCCAAGCAGGGAGUACCAAAAGCAGCUGUAGAUGUUAUGAUCUCUUCCUUGUCUCGGA